Limanda limanda (common dab) is the source of this 1588-nucleotide messenger RNA. Its product is annotated as transcription factor E2F6-like. Gene Ontology annotation, biological process: regulation of transcription by RNA polymerase II. The transcript has 9 exons. The coding region runs from base 152 to 1276 and encodes 374 amino acids. The record is from RefSeq and is a predicted model, not a curated record. Gene Ontology annotation, cellular component: RNA polymerase II transcription regulator complex. Gene Ontology annotation, molecular function: protein dimerization activity; DNA-binding transcription factor activity, RNA polymerase II-specific; RNA polymerase II cis-regulatory region sequence-specific DNA binding. NCBI's taxonomy places the organism in Eukaryota, Metazoa, Chordata, Actinopteri, Pleuronectiformes, Pleuronectidae.
CGUCUGUUUCCUGUGUGAACAUUCAGAGACUGCACCGAGUGUGUAUCUAUAUCUAUAUCUAUAUCUAUAUCUAUAUCUAUAUCUAUAUCUACAUCUCUAUCUCUAUGCGUGCGGCCCGGGGGUCGCACCGGGGGUCUCUGGGAGCAGCAGCAUGGUGAGGUGUGUGGUCUCCGGGUGUCCGAGCCGCUCGACCACCGUGUCCCCGGGAAUCUGCCUCCGAACCCGGAAGAGGUUCUUCCGCUUCCCCGAGGACCAGGCGCGGGUCAAGGUCUGGCUGGCUGCGCUGAGGGAGACGGACAAGCAGGACUGGGCCGGGCAGCACGUGAUCUGCGAGGACCACUUCCUGCCGGAGGACAUCUCCGGGGACCAGGUGGACAGCGAGGCCAUCCCCAUCAUGCCCCCCCUGGACGGAGCCCUGGGCCUGACCAGCCCCUGGGGGGGGGCCGAGACCUCCGAGGAGGAGGAGGAGGAGGAGCAGUGGACCACCCGAGGCUGCGAGGAGGAGGAUGAAGGUGCAGAAGCUCCUCCUCCUGCUCCUCCUGCUCCUCCUCUUUCACAGCAGGGACCUGAGGCCGGUCUGGAGAAUCCUCCGGGACCCGAGACCAGCAGCGCUGCCCAGCCACAGAGGAAGCGCUCGAACCGACCCGACACGUCUCUGGUUCUGCUGACUCAUGGUUUCCUGGAGCUGCUGCUGGCGGCGCCCGGCGGCUCUCUGGACCUGCGGAUGGUCGCCGCCAGCCUGAAUAUCCGCAAGCGCCGCGUGUACGACAUCACCAACAUCCUGGACGGCGUCAAGCUCAUCCAGAAGGAGUCGACCAACAGGGUCAAGUGGAUAGGGAAGGUUCCCAUCUCCAGCUUCCUGAGGAAGAACCAGCAGCGGUUCCAGAAGGAGCUGGAGAACCUGAAGCUGGUGGAGGACACGUUGGACGGCCUCAUCAAGAGCUGCGCUCAGCAACUCUUCGACAUGACCGACGACCCGGAGACCUCUGCGUCAGCCUACGUGACCCUGGAGGACGUGGGCCGGCUCCGGGUUCUGCAGGAGAAGACGCUGCUCGUCAUCAAAGCUCCGGAGGAAACCAAGCUGGAGAUUCCUGCGCCCAAAGAGGACAGUAUCCAGGUCCACCUGAAGGCCGGGAAGGGUCCCAUCACCGUGGUGACCCGUGAGAUGGAAUCAAUGGACGCCAUGACCUCUGACCCCGGGCGGACGGGAAGCGGCUUCUUCUUAACGCUGGAGGAGAGUCGGGUCAGGACGAGCACUCUGCACAGAGUGUCUUGAGCCUCGUGCAGAGCGAGCGGCCCGCCACCAGAGGGCGCCAGCUGUCCUCAGGGUUCAGUCACACAGGAACCAGAGGAGAUCCGGUUACCGUGGUGACAACAGGAUUCAAACCCACAGGAGAGGGAAGAUUCCUGAUUCCAAACUGCAGCUGAUCACUGUAUCUUACUGUAUCAUCAUACUCUAUUACUGUAUCAUACUCUAUUACUGUAUCAUACUCUAUUACUGUAUCAUAGUUUAUUACUGUAUAAUAUUGUACAUGAUUGUUUUAUUUGUGACUGCUGUUAGUAAUAAAAAGCUGUUUGAGGCUGUGAA